Molecule: messenger RNA, 2980 nt
Organism: Maniola jurtina (meadow brown)
Lineage: Eukaryota; Metazoa; Arthropoda; Insecta; Lepidoptera; Nymphalidae
Gene: Nab2
Product: zinc finger CCCH domain-containing protein 14
Exons: 13
Coding region: 223-2958 (911 amino acids)
Biological process (GO): regulation of mRNA stability
Cellular component (GO): nucleus; cytoplasm
Molecular function (GO): poly(A) binding
Source: RefSeq, a predicted model, not a curated record
GACAGAUGUCAAAAAUUUACCAUGGCUGCCGUUUUGCUGCCUUGCCGUUAAACGAUUAUUUAUUAGCCAAUAUACUGUCUUUUUGUGCUAUUUGUUAAAAUAUAGGCUCGUUAAAAUGUUUCCUUGUAAAAAUAAUAUUUAAUGUGUAGUAAUUUACUUUUGCUGUGUUGUGUGUAUUCUAAGGUGUUUUAGGCUAAGGAACGUUUGCUAACUUUAGCAAAAAUGGAUGUAGUCGGCAGCGAAAUAGGCCAAAAGAUGAGGUCAGCCAUCAAGGCCAAGCUGACAGAAUUGGGGUGCUAUGUUGAUGAUGAGCUCCCCGACUAUGUGAUGGUGAUGGUAGCCAACAAGCGCACCAGAGCACAGAUGGAGGAUGACUUGCAGCUGUUCCUCGGAGACAACACCGAGUUGUUUGUGAACUGGCUGCAUCAGGUGUUGAAAAAGCUCCAAGAGGUCACUGUUACUACACCGAUAAAGGCUGAUGUUGAAAAAACGAAAGAGAGAUCUGUCUCAAAAGAUAGGAAAGUUAAAGAAAAGAAAGAAAAAUCAAAAAAGAGUGACUCUGCAAAAAAGUCAAAGAAGAAGGAAAAACAAAAAGACAAAGCUCGUAAAAAAGUAGAAAAGAAAUCACACAAGAGUAAGAAAAAAAGUAAACAUCAUGAAAUGAUUCGACCUAAUGUGCCACCUUUACUGAUGAAUAUGGAGAAGGAUUCUGAACCAUCUAUUACAGAUGUAUUUGCUGGACAGAUUUUGAAGAACCAUGGGGUUUUGCUUGAACCAUAUAAAGAAGACCCGAAGCAAGUAGAGACUAAAGCAGUUUUUGAGGAACUGAAAAGACCAAUUAUCCCUAUUAUUGAUCCUGCAACCAUAUCACAGCCUGACACAACAGAGAAUAAUCAAAAUAUUGAUGAGAAUAGUGUAAAUAUUAAUGAAAAUACUGAAAAUAUUAUUAAAACUACUUCACAAGCAGAAGUCAGAGAUGAGCAAAUAAAGGAAAUUAAUCAGAUAGAAGCAAAAAUACAAGGCCUGAAACAGAAGUUGGCAGAACAGUUAGAUUCAAUGUCAGAUGAUGAAGACUUCUUGACUAUAAGGACAGAAGCAGAAGAACUUAUGAAUGACUUUGCUGAAGAUGUAUUGCAAGAAAUAUCACAACCACCACCAAUAACACCUCCCCUACAACCCCAAAAAUCCCCAACACCCCCUCCCAAAAUUUUGGAACCAAUCCAAAAACCCAGAGAAAUAUCCAAAGAACCAGAAACCCUACCACAAAUAGAACUGAACCUACCCAAAAGACCGAUUCGCGAAAGGCUUGGUGCGCGCGAAAUACCAAAGGUUCAAGAAUUAAAGGAAAAAGAGACAACUAAAAAACCAGAGAGUCCUGAAAGAUUCACUCCAGAGAAAGAAAUUGAGUUUCGACCGCAAAGAUCAGCAAGGAGUCGGUUGGGAAGUCAGUCGGAAUUGCAGAGAAGAAUUUCUAUAUCUGAAGACAGCUCUGACAAGUGUGAGUCGAGCUCAAAGAGACUCACUUCCAAAGUGUCAGUAUUAGAGAACCGCAGCGGACGGUCGACGUGCGCGUCGGUGGUGCGCGUGCGUCCGCGGCCGCGCGUGUCCGCGCCCGCCUCCAGCCUGCUCAUGCGCGCCGUGGCGGAUGCGCACAAGAGCUUGCUUAACAUCCCGCCAAAAGUAGACCCAGAACCGCAGAAAAUUAAACGCGCCCUUGUCUUACCGAUGCGGAGAUGUAUGGAAGCUCAAAAAAUUGUCAUACAAGUCCCAGGUGGAGCUGACACACAGUCAGACAGCCAGGGCGAUACCAUUAGCCUCGGUGAUAUGGAUAGUGAAGGCGACGAUAAGAGUUCCAAGGUAGCAAGUGACAUUGCUGAGAAGGUAGACUUUGCGCCACAAAACAUCACCAAAGUUAUUAACAACACUGAUUAUGUGCCGGGAAGUGGAUCUAGUAGACAAGAAGAUAUCAUUGUGGAUACUAUUACAAUUCACAACACAACAGUAGGUAAAGACAAGGACACACAAUUCAUAGUAACAAUGGACGGGUACCAUCCAAACGCCUUCCUAGCAAAAAAACUCAUGACAGAAGGCCUUCUAGACGAGGAUGAUAUGAAAGACAAACCGAAAGAGCCCCCAAAAACUAAACAAAAAGAAAAAGAGAAAGAGAUAAUAAUUGAAACCAAAGAACCAACUAUAGAAAAACCAGAAGAAGUAAAAGAGACAGUCAUACCAAGCGCCCCAAAGAAAAGACUAAGCAAUACAAGCGAUGAGAGUGAUACGCAAGUUAUUAUAAACAAGGAUGAAGAAAGACAAGUCGAAAAGAGAAAAAGCACAGAUGUUAUAGAACCUCCGAAAGAAGUAAAUGUAGAAGAAGAACAAAAGGAAUCUCCGCCAGCUAAAAAAAGAAGAGCAUCACCUAUAGUAUUUGACGUGGGCAAGAAAGAGAAGGAAGAAACUACUAGCAAGAGAGAAAAGGAGACAGUAAGAGAAAGGACUGUGAGUGCAAGCAGCGACAGUCACGUGACUCUGUCUACUACGGCCAGUUCGCAUAAAUAUGAUGCUUUGCCGCCAUUAUCGCUAGCGGAACGCAAGCUAGUCUGGUGCCGUGCGUUCCCGCUGUGUCGCUUCGGCUCAGCGUGUGCCUUCGCGCAUCCACGCUGCAAGUUCGCGGCUGCCUGCACCAGGCGCGGCUGUGUGUACUCCCACUCCCCUAACGCCCUGCCCGGCCCGGCCUCCCCUGCGCCUGUCGUUGCAUCGCACGUAGUCCCAGCAGCCAACUACAAGUCCAUAUCCGCCGUAACUCUCCCCAGCAUGUGCAAGUUCUACCCGGGCUGUGUGAACCCCGCCUGCCACUACUACCACCCCAAGCCGUGUCGGUACGGCAAGGCGUGCGCCAACAAGCUCGAGUGCAACUUCUACCACCACGACGUCGCGCACAAGUGGAAGUACUCCGUCUAAUUAUAUUCACUGAUCUAUCCCA